CGACAUCCACGAUAGCCCAUCACCCGCUUGACGACAUUUAAUUGUAAAGCUAACCAUGGACUUCAUUUUUUGUAUUCCUCUCGUUUGGGGCUGCCCGACGAAGGUACACCCGGUUGGGGAUCAGACUCCCCGGGUCUGUCCCAGGUGCCAUAACGCAUCUGUUACGUCCGCCAAAUCGCGGAGAUGGUUCGAGUUUUGCUUCGUGCCCCUUAUACCUAUGAGAUCAGAACGCAUAUGGACUUGCUGUAUAUGCCAGUGGAGUGUGCCCAUCCAGCCAGGGUGGGAGCCUGCUUUGCCUGGGCCCAUCCCUCAACCAGUACCACAGAACCCAUGGCAACAGCCCCCCGCCGCUUAUAACGGGGCUUCCAACGGUUAUAUCCAGUCGGGAUACCAGCCAGGGUACAUAGACCAGAGCCAAGGUCCGAAGAAUGAUGCACACUAAACCAUCUUCACAUCAUGAAAGUCCUCCAUUGUUCUCGUCGAGAUAUGACAAGUAUCUGUUGUAAUUGUAGCAGCUUUAUCAUAGUGUAUAUCCCCUAAUGUAUCGCAUGUGACAGUCGCCUGCGUCUAAUAUGCUACCCGUUUUCUGUCGUACCGUUGC
This is a messenger RNA of Laetiporus sulphureus 93-53, 601 nucleotides long. RefSeq lists its product as uncharacterized. The record is from RefSeq and is a predicted model, not a curated record. The coding region runs from base 56 to 442 and encodes 128 amino acids. The transcript has 5 exons. Lineage: Eukaryota; Fungi; Basidiomycota; Agaricomycetes; Polyporales; Laetiporaceae.